Alnus glutinosa is the source of this 860-nucleotide messenger RNA. RefSeq names its product photosystem II reaction center Psb28 protein. The record is from RefSeq and is a predicted model, not a curated record. Bases 124 to 675 code for a protein of 183 amino acids. Gene Ontology annotation, biological process: photosynthesis. NCBI's taxonomy places the organism in Eukaryota, Viridiplantae, Streptophyta, Magnoliopsida, Fagales, Betulaceae. Gene Ontology annotation, cellular component: photosystem II; chloroplast thylakoid membrane; photosystem II oxygen evolving complex. The transcript is spliced from 2 exons.
AAGCUAAGAUUGUUUCCAAGUGAAUGGCUGUCGUUUUUCCACACCACACUGCCUACAAUCCACACCAUCUCUUCCUUUAUAACUCUCUCUCCCUCUCUCUGUCUCUCUCUCUCUCCCGAGACAAUGGCAACCCUGCAUUCUCUUGCAUCGGCAUCUCCAGUCUCACACUAUUUGCAGCGGCCACGCUCUUCCUCAGGUAUAGUAUCUUGGGCUGUUCAUCAAAGUGCACAGUCCUCAUUCAAUGGCCGAUCUCUUCGCCUACCCUGUCUUCACCUGCCUCGUCUGAGGCUAUCUCCUCUAAGACGGAACUCCCGUGGGCCCGUUACAAUGAUGGUCAAACCGAAGAUUCAGUUCAUCCAAGGCACUGAUGAACAGACGGUUCCAGAUGUGAGGUUAACCCAGUCAAAAGAUGGCACAAAUGGUAUGGCUAUCUUCAGGUUUGAACAACCCUCAGUUUUUGAUUCGUCCGGUGAAGUUGGUGAUAUCACUGGCUUUUACAUGAUUGAUGAGGAAGGGGUUCUUCAGUCAGUUGAUGUGAAUGCCAAAUUUGUCAACGGAAAGCCUGCAGGAAUUGAAGCUAAGUAUAUAAUGCGGAGUCCACGAGAGUGGGACAGAUUCAUGAGAUUCAUGGAGAGAUACUCGAAUGAGAAUGGCUUGCAAUUCAUCAAAAAAUGAGGCAACGUAUAUCAUUUUCUCUCGUCUUAAUCUCCACUUUCAUCUGUCAUGAUGUUGAUUUUUGUAAUUUAUCAAGUGAAGCUUGGGAGGACUUGGUUCACGUGGAUAUUAAAAUACUGCAUGCUCCUUCUCAUUUAACAAAUUGCACUGUUUUGGAGAUGUUUAAUUCAUUUUUUUGUUUCUUA